AUAUUUAGAGGACCUUUAUUUUACCUACUGCAAGGCUGAAACAAUGUACACCAAAAUAGCCUUAUCUUUAACUGUUUCCUGUGUCAUCCUCUUCCUUUACUUUGUGCUCAACAAGAGAACCAACGGAGCAAAAUCAUUAAACCUGCCACCAGGGCCACGAAAGCUACCUCUGAUAGGAAACAUUCACCAGCUAGCGGGACUACUCCCACAUCGUGCAUUUCGAGACUUAGCACGAAAACAUGGCCCCAUCAUGCAUAUCCAACUUGGCCAAAUUUCAGCAGUCAUCGUUUCAUCACCCCGAAUAGCAAAAGAGGUACUUAAAACUCAUGAUGUUGCCCUCGCAGAUCGUCCGAAGACUUUUGGAAGUGAGCUUGUACUGUAUAGGAACACCGAUAUAGCCCUCGCUCCAUAUGGUGAGUAUUGGAGACAAAUGAAAAAGAUCGCCUCCUUGGAACUUCUUAGUGCCAAAAAAGUUCAAUCGUUUGGUCUAAUCAGAGAGCAAGAACUUUGUGGUUUCAUGAACUUUCUCCGAAUAUCUUCAGGGAAACCGAUAAACAUACACAAAACCAUCACGGAAUUAGUGAAUAAUGUUGUCUGCAAAGCUUCCUUCGGAAGAAACUGUAAACACCAGGAUGCCCUCCUAGAGUUCCUAGAUGAGUUUGGAAGAGUAAAUAGUCGGUUUUAUGUUGCGGAUUUGUUUCCAGAUUUUAAGUUUCUUUACGUGGUUUCUGGAUUGAGAUCAACGUUAACGAAGAUGCACAAAACUCUCGACAAAAUCUUCAAUGACAUCUUUGAGGAGCAUGAUAGUAGAAAGAGAGAUGGAGGGGAACAGGAGGAAGAUCUUCUUGAUGUUCUUCUUAGAAUCAAGGAGGAAGGAGGUCUUGAGUUCCCCAUCACGAAUAACAAUAUUAAAGCAAUAUUUGUGGUCCAUAGCAAUGAUCGACAGAAAGUUCUCUUUAUUCGUAUCUCUUUAUCCAGUUAUAUCCGUCUAUAGCCGAUAUGUCACAAGUGAAGUAUUAGCUAUUUCAACUGAUCAUCAAUGCAUGGGCAUGCUCUACUGAUCCUGAAUACUGGGAUGAUUCUGAAAGCUUCAAGCCAGAAAGAUUUGAAAAUACUUCGGUUGAUUUUAUGGGAACUAAUUAUCAGUUUAUCCCAUUUGGAUCUGGGAGAAGAAUGUGCCCAGGAAUGAAUUUUGGGUUGACAACAGUCGAGUUUUUUCUUGCUCAAAUGCUAUACUAUUUCAACUGGGAACUCCCUGAUGGAUUAAACCCUAAUGAUGUUGAUAUGGCGGAGACCGAUGGAUUACUAGCAGCAAAAAAGAUUCACUUGCAUUUGAUUCCUACGUCUUAUGCUCCUUAUAUAAUUAACUAAAGUUGUUCAAGGAUUUUUGACACCAAACGUAAAACGGAUCUAUUAAGCACCAUGUGGGUUUAUUAUAAAAUAAUUUGGUGGUGUCAUCUCCGUUUAUUUUGGUAAUAAAUCAUUCAAAACAUUGGUAGUGGGAUUGAAUGUAUAUUCUCUGUUGUAGCAAUAGUACCAGUGCUGAAGAAUUCAAACGUGGGCUUCUUACAUUCUUGGGCCUUUAUAUUACCAUCUCUUGAUGUAUAGUCAUUCCUAUGGGACCCUUAACUGGUGUUGGCAUCAGCAGUUUCGGGUCCAUGUUUCAAUUAAGAUGUCGAAUUGUCUACCUCUACCUCUGUUAAUAAAAG
Messenger RNA from Lactuca sativa (garden lettuce), 1709 nucleotides. RefSeq names its product cytochrome P450 Tp9025. Lineage: Eukaryota; Viridiplantae; Streptophyta; Magnoliopsida; Asterales; Asteraceae. Gene Ontology annotation, molecular function: heme binding; oxidoreductase activity, acting on paired donors, with incorporation or reduction of molecular oxygen; monooxygenase activity. The record is from RefSeq and is a predicted model, not a curated record.